Molecule: messenger RNA, 1964 nt
Organism: Bolinopsis microptera
Lineage: Eukaryota; Metazoa; Ctenophora; Tentaculata; Lobata; Bolinopsidae
Product: peptidylprolyl isomerase domain and WD repeat-containing protein 1-like
Exons: 2
Coding region: 3-1838 (611 amino acids)
Biological process (GO): protein peptidyl-prolyl isomerization
Molecular function (GO): protein binding; peptidyl-prolyl cis-trans isomerase activity
Source: RefSeq, a predicted model, not a curated record
UUAUGAAAGACGAGAACGCUACCAAAGCUGAGGAAGAAGAGGUAAGGGAGGAGAAGGAAGAGAAGGAAGAGAAGAUGGAGGAGGAAGAGGAAGCAAAUGUACCAAAACGAGCGAAACUAAACAUCGUAGACAAAGGUCUGAUCAACAACCUACCAUCAGCUAAAAGCUACGAAAUCUCCUACAUGCACAGGGACGUUAUAGACUUUGUCAUAGCAACGCCCACCAACUUCCUAAUCACCGCCUCAGUAGACGGUCAUGUAAAGUUCUGGAAGAAGGAAGAUGAGGGUAUAGAGUUUGUAAAACAUUUCCGCGCCCAUCUCUCUGCAGUCGUAGGGUUAUGCGGCUCGUAUGAUGGCCUCUACGCUGCCACCACUUCCACUGACAAAGCCCUGAAAAUAUUUGAUGUUAAGAAUUUUGAUAUGCUGACCAUGAUGACUCUAGGUUAUGUCCCUGGAGUUAUAAGCUUUAUCUACUGCUACGACAGGAAGCAACAUCUCAUAGCUUGUGCUAAAGAGAGCGAGAUUAUCGUGUAUGAUUACCUUACUACAGAGGUUAUUUCGACUGUAACUAUACACAUGUCCACAGUGAAGUGUAUUGUGUAUUCCAAUAUACACAGACUGGUAUUAAGUGUGGAUGAUAAAGGGAUUAUAGAAUAUUGGUCCUCGGACACUUUCAAGUUUGAGCCAAAAUCUGCCACUGGACAGGCUCUGUUCCAGUAUAAAACUGACACAGAUCUUUUUACAUUCCUGCAGCACAAGUGUACUGUGCUGAACAUUACCAUUUCCAUGGACGGCAAGUACUUUGCCACGUUUUCAACCGACCGGAAAAUCAGGGUUUUCAAUCUGACGACUGCAAAGUUAUUCAGGGUUUAUGACGAAUCCUUGUCAGUGGCUACCCAAGUUCAGCAGGAGCAACAUCUCAUCCCCUCCAUAGAUUUUGGUCGGAGGCUGGCUCAGGAGCGGGAUUUGGAGAAAGUUGGCCAGUUCCGGUUUUCUGGUGUGAUAUUUGAUGAUUCCUCGUCCAUGAUAAUAUAUCCUACAUUACUGGGGAUCAAGAUAACACAUCUACAGAUGAACAAGUGUGUUAGGAUGCUCGGUGUUAUGGAAAAUGUCAGGUUUCUGUCCCUGACUCUCUCACAUCCCGUCACGAAGAAGCAGGGCCUAGAACUUUCUGUGGUGAACCCCAACAUGAAGGUGCUCCAGCAGGAUCCUACCAUCUUCUGUACCGGGCACAAGAAGAGCAGAUUUUACUUGUUUACUCUCCGUGAACCUGACCAGACCAACCUGGACAGUGAUAGAGAUAUCCUGAAUGAGCGACCGACACGUGAGGACAUCAUCGCUGCUCAAACUGACGAGAAAGCCAAACUGGCGUCCUCCACAAUCCUCCACACAAACCUGGGCGAUAUUCACCUCAGAUUAUUCUCAGCGGAGUGCCCACGAACUGUUGAGAACUUUACGACGCACGCUAAAAACAAUUACUACAAUGGUAUUAUAUUCCACAGGGUCAUCAAACAGUUCAUGGUACAAUCCGGUGAUCCACUAGGUGAUGGUACGGGUGGGGAGUCAAUUUGGGGUUCAGACUUUGAGGACGAAUUUCACCGGAACCUCAAACACGAUAGACCCUACACGGUGUCCAUGGCCAACCGGGGCCCCAACACAAACGGUAGUCAGUUCUUUAUAACCCUGAUACCUACCCCUUGGUUAGACAAUAAACACACUGUGUUUGGAAGAGUUGUUAAGGGUAUGGACGUGAUCGAUAAAAUGGGAGCCGCUAAAACGCACCCUAAAACUGAUAUGCCCUAUGAUCCUAUGAAGAUUAUGAGUAUUACAGUGAAAUAGAUUAAUUGAUUGUCACGUGAUGAGUUGUUUUACAAUGCCUGUCAGUGCUUUUUAACUGUACUUUUUAACAUUUAUUAUUUAUAUUUAUUAUUUUGGUUCAAAAUUUUAAAUGAGCAUCUAUUUAUA